CCCUGCAGUGAAACUACCCAGUACAGAAGAGACAGUUCCUAGAGUGAACUCCUCCAUCAGAGCCCUGCUGGCCCCACCCUGAUCCUGGCCCCUCCCCUCAGUCCUCAGUCCUCAGGAGCCAUGGUGAAAUCCCUCUGAAGCCUCAGGUGCGUCUCACACUCAGCUCAGACACCGGACAAGUCCGACCUCACACCGGACCACCUGAGACCUGAUUCUGUCUGAGUCCGGGGAGCAGAUCUCUUCAGAUCACAGAGGAGGGAGAGGAUUAACCGAUUCUAUCUUCAUGGGAAGUUACUGAAGAUUUUUGGAUUAGCUCUCCAGAGUAAGGUUAUCUGAGCUUACAGAGUCCUCUUCACCACAAUGAGUUGGGGGGCACUCUACGCCCAGCUGGGCGGCGUCAACAAACACUCCACCAGUCUGGGAAAGAUUUGGCUCUCUGUCCUUUUCAUCUUCCGCAUCACUAUCCUGGUUCUUGCUGCAGAGAGCGUCUGGGGGGACGAGCAGUCAGACUUCACGUGUAACACGCAGCAGCCCGGCUGUAAAAACGUCUGCUACGACCACUUCUUCCCAGUUUCACAUAUCCGCUUGUGGUGCCUGCAGCUGAUCUUUGUGUCCACUCCAGCCCUGCUGGUGGCCAUGCACGUGGCCUACAGGAAGCGAGGGGAUAAGAGGACCAUGCUGGCAUCCAAUGGUGCUGAUAAGGCGACAGAUAAUGACCUGGAGACUCUAAAGCGGAGGCGUCUGCCAAUCACAGGCCCGCUGUGGUGGACCUACACAUGCAGCUUGUUCUUCAGGCUCAUCUUUGAGGGAGGGUUCAUGUAUGCUCUGUACUUCGUCUAUGAUGGUUUCCAGAUGCCCCGGCUGGUAAAGUGCGAGCAGUGGCCUUGCCCCAACAAAGUAGACUGCUUCAUCUCCAGACCGACAGAGAAGACCAUCUUCACCAUCUUCAUGGUGUCCUCUUCGGCCAUCUGCAUGGUGCUGAAUGUGGCCGAGCUGGGCUACCUGGUCGUGAAGGCCAUCAUGAGGUGCACCAGCAGGGCGAACAGGAGGAAACAUAACUACACCAACACGGACAGCAUGUCCCGGGAUAACGCCCUCAACAAGAAGAACGAAAUGCUGCUGUCUUCGUCUUCAGACUCUUCUGCCAAUAAGACCAUGUGUUGAAGGACCACCGUCUGUGGUGGAGUGUUACAAUGAAGAAAAGCACAAACAGCAGAUUCAAGAACUUUAAACCAUCAGAGUUUGUGUUUUGAGUUAGGGACAGAGAUGUUUUCAUGGGGAGGUGGUCGCUUCUGAAGCAAAUGAUGAGACAGUAGGAGCUGAAGAUGACCAUGAGUGAAUUAACGGCACUCCAACAGUAGUGACAGCGCUGUAUGAGAUUAAUAGUUGCUCUUAGAUUCUCCUUGAUGCAAAAACAAUCUGGUUCUAAUCUUCAUCAUGAUUUAAAUGUGGUAGUAUUCCCACCAGUGAGUGUUACUUUGAGAGCCUGUUUUUGCUCUCACAACAAAAAGCUGCCGGCUUCUAAAAACCGUUAGUCCGUAGAGAACUGUCCUCCUCACGAGUGUCACCUUACUUUUCAUACAGUGGCUGUUUGAUAGUGUCUUGAAGUUUUAAUUUAUUGAUUAGAGUUUGAUGUUGCUUGAAUGUGGUGUGCAUUGCUUGAGUGUGACUGGUCAGGUCUCUGAACCAGAGGUGAAUGAGUCUACACUGACAUCUAGUGGGCGUGUGGCGUACUUUCCACGAGCGCGAACACUUCACUGAAGGAUUCUUUGGUGUUACAGAAGAAGAACGAGGAACAAAUGAAGUCGAAUGAAACGUUGUAGUGACUAGUUUACAUCAGCUGACACUGGAUCUUAAUCAUGUUUGGUUUUAAACAGUAAUCCAUUAACACUGUUGAGUUUUGUGACCCUGUUGUAAUUGAACCGAGUGACUGUAGCAUGAAAAUGUGUUGUAAAGUGACUCUAGAGUUUUUCAUUCAUGUUUGUUUGUUGUUUGUGAUAACAGAGAUGUGUGUUGCACAUGAUUAGAAGAGUUUUAACACAUGGAACCACACCAGAGCAGUUUCAACAGAUUUCACGCUUCUUGCUGUUUAACCUGAUCUCUUUUACUUGAAUGAAGAGUAUUUAAAUCAAAGUGUUGCCUUAACUUAAAUGCAUAAACAAAGUGACAAUGUGUUGCAUAAUUUAACACAUGCAUGUCUGGAGAGACUGGAUUACACAAGACUAUUUCUUGUCUCCCAAAUUGUGAGUUGUAUGAUUGGAUGUGAAACUGCAGCGUUUAUGUGGAUAUCAACAUUUUCAAAACGAGGCAAAAAUCUACUUCCUGAUGAAUCUGCAAACUCUGAGUUGGCUCUAAAUCUAGUCUCAGACAUACUGCAGGUUUGGACUUGUGUUGUGCUGACCCCAGCUGGUUGCAUCAGCUUCCUUCACGUGCCUUAUUACAGCUACAACAAAAAUCACUGCCUGACAGUCUGUGUGUGAGCAUGUCUUUGUCCUGCACACGUUCAGGACAAGACGACACGUCUACAUUGGGGAAAAAGAGAUUAAACUUAUGUGCAUGUGGUUUAGUGUUGUGAUAAUUAGAUGCUUUUUUAUAUCAGAAUCAGUUAGAUGUCUAAUACAAAGAAAGUCUAGAUGAUUUGUGCCUUGGAUGUUCAUCACUGAUGCAGACGAUGCCGUUCUCUUGCAGCAUGUUUGACACUCUUCCAGAUCAAAUCGUGCAUCGUCACAAACAAAGACUCUGUACAGGGUUUAGAGACAGUCUUUAAAAUGUGUUUGUCUGCUCGGCGCUGACUUAACCUUUCUGUUUCCUGUAACAGCUCACCGACAGUUUGAUGCUCUUUGAUAUGUGUGAUGCAGAGCGUUGGUUUAAUCCGGGACCUGCCUGAUUGUUCCGGUCCCGUCGUGUCUUUCUCUCAAACAUAGAGAUCUUCUUCUUCCAUCUUUAGUCUACUGAGCACAGAAACGACGUAGUAAAGAAGAGAGAGAGAGCGCACUCUUUACCAAAUGAAGAAAUCAAAUGUUUAUGAUUAUGUUUUGUACUAAGAUAUUUUGUUACACUCGCACUUUGAUCCUUGAAGUAAUUUUGCUCUUUGAAAUUGUUUUUCAUAAAUCAGUGAAAUCAAAAA
Notolabrus celidotus (New Zealand spotty) is the source of this 3127-nucleotide messenger RNA. RefSeq names its product connexin 30.3 (gene cx30.3). The record is from RefSeq and is a predicted model, not a curated record. Gene Ontology annotation, biological process: cell communication. Gene Ontology annotation, cellular component: connexin complex. The transcript is spliced from 2 exons. Bases 361 to 1164 code for a protein of 267 amino acids. NCBI's taxonomy places the organism in Eukaryota, Metazoa, Chordata, Actinopteri, Labriformes, Labridae.